Messenger RNA from Chara braunii, 935 nucleotides. Lineage: Eukaryota; Viridiplantae; Streptophyta; Charophyceae; Charales; Characeae. The record is from the annotation of a GenBank genome assembly.
GGUAUUCAACACUUGAAGCGACAAAGGUGCAUUUGCUGAGCUUGGCGUAUAAUUUUUGCUCUCUGAGGAUAGAGAGGACUUGGCAGAGAUGCUGAAGGUGAGACUCGAAGGUAGGGCUAUAGACAAGGAUAUCAUCGAGUUAAACGACAACACAGACUUUGAGGAGGUCGCGAAAGAUGUGGUUCACGGUGGAUUGGAAUGUGGCAGGGGUAUUCGUGAGUCCGAAGGGCAUCACAAGGAACUCGUAGUGUCCAAAGCGAGAACGGAAUGCGGUCUUGUGGGUGUCCUUGCGGAUGCGGAUAUGGUGGAAGCCACUGCGGAGGUCAAUUUUGUGGAGGUAGUGGUGGAUGAAGGCGGAGGUGUGGACGACGUUCUAGAGCCUAGCGGAGAGGGCGGUGGACGUGGGGGACGGGGUGAUCGGUGUAGAUAUGGAGGCGGAGGAUGGGGGAAGGGUGGUGAAGGAAGGGGAUGUGGUGGUGACGACCUAGAUGGCGGGGGUGUGACUUUCUAUGGUGGUCACCCAAGCAGAGAUGGUGGAAAUGGAUGUUUUGAUGUCGUUCAUGGAUGACUGGAGAGAUGUCAUCACGUGGGAAAGAGUCGCGAGGUCGAUGGCGGCAUCGGGUGCUGGUGUUUGCUCGCCUGCGAGUUUGCCGGCAAUGUUAUCGAUGGAGUCGGUGCGGACGCCGGACAUAUGAAUGCUGGAUGAUUGGGUCAUGGUGGGGGAGGAAUCGGUGGUAGUGGCGGUUGAGGAGUUAGCAGCGGAUGAGGUAGAGGCAGCAGCAGCAGCGGCGGCUUCAGCGGCUGCGCGUUGAGAGUUCCUUGUUGAGCGUGGCAUGCCCAGGGAAGGACGGGGGGGGGGGGGGGGGGGUCCUAUUUACAACACCAUCAAAAGAAGAUAAUUUACAAAAAAAUAAUAGUAAAUUUUGCAAAAUUAA